AACUAUCAUAAACAUGGCGGAACAGGAGGAGGAGGGUUCUAGCGAAAGGUGGGUGGAAGAAUGCCACAAUUUAUUAAUGGCAUUAAAAUCUACCAUAGAGGGUAUUUUGGCUAUGCAGUCAAGUAAUGUUUGGAGCACUUAUGGAGGCUUUAAGAGAGUGUGUGGACAGAUGGAAUCAGUUCUCAGCCAUAGGAUAAAACAUUCACAGAUGCAUUCUCCUUCGGAUGGAGUAUUCUGGUCAUUCAUUCGUGGUCUCAAGUGGCUACGCCCUGGAAUGACUUCAACGCUGGAGCAAGUGAGACGGGCAGCACGAUCAGGAAACCACAGUGGCCUAGGACAGUUGUGGCUGCAUGAGAGUCUUCAGAACCAUACUCUCUCAUCCCAGCUGGCCAUACUUGCCAGUGAUCCAGAGCAUCUUCGGUAUCAUUAUCAUGAUGGUGCAUUUUUGAGGAAUAGUGAUUUUGUUCAAGCUAUGUUGAUAUGUCUGAGAGCUGUAGAACUAAACAAGGUGGCUGUUUUGGCUGACAUUGACCCCAAAAUUUUACAAAAGCGGACAAAAUCCAUCCAUUAUCACAACAGUCCAUCAACAUCACCUAGUGUCAUGUCUGUGGAUGAUCUCUAUGCAGACAUACAGUCUGUUCCAGUAAUGCAUCCAGCAUACUCUAUCUCACGGGGCACCGAAACUUUGUCUCCACCAAGACCAGAUGUGAUGUUUAGCAUAUCUGGGGACCAUUCUGGGGGUGCAGGUGCAGAAUCAACUCAUUCAGCUGAAGUCAGUGUGCCAUCAUGCACCAUGCCUAGUGCAGAUCGCUAUACUACAUCUCCUACAUUAAAUGUUUUCAUCUCUUCUUCUCCUAACACAAUCAGCUUAUAUGACCAUACACUUGUUGAUCCACUCAGUUCGAUCUACAGCACAUCACCUCCUCUCAUUGAGGAACAUCCACCUGUGUUUCACAACAUUCAGGACCACCCCCAGUCCCAAUCUAGGCUGGGUCAGCACAGAGAAACUUUGCGAAAGUGUCUUUCUGAGAGUUAUGCCAGUGACAGUUUUCAGCAGUAUCAUUUGACUGGCUGCAAAGAGGUUUAUAUACCUCCAACAGAUACUUCUGGUGAUAAUAAUGAAAAGAAUGUGAGGUCCAACCCAAGGCUAGGAACUUCAAAUGGUGCAGUAAGUGCUGGAGUCAAACACAGUGUUGAAGUUGCUUCCAUCUACAAACUUGGGCACAAACGAUCACAGUCGGACUUUGGUGUUGGUGCGGCAUCAGCCAGAAACAGUGACUUUGCACCGAGUCCAGAUCUUGGAAAUGGGGCGGAACCAUCAGAAGGCAAGACAGCAGAAUCAGCUGCCUCAUCAGCUGCAGGGAAGACUUCACAGAGAACAAGUCAAGCAUCUAUUCCUGGUCUUCAUCGAAGGGACAGCUUUUUCCAGCCUCCAGCCAAGGGGCAGAGUUUGGUAUCAUACUUGUCAGAACAAGAUUUUAACUGCUGUGCCACUUUGGAAACGGAGAAUGCACACUUCACAAUUGCUGACAUACUGAUCAGCGUUUUUGAACAAAUGAAGUGGGAAAACACUUUGAAGCGACAGUCACUCAUGGACACUGUGUCAGAUGAGGAGGAAUCAGAUGAUGAAAUUGCUGAACUGAAACAAAGGAUUCGCAUUAGGAGGAGAGAGCGUUUAGUAGAGAAAUCCAAACGGUUCUCUGCCAACAGUGAUGGCAUGAAUGACACCAACACAGGCAGUAGUCAGGCCGCCUCUUCUCCCUUCAGCUCUCAUGAUUUCUCCUCAUUAUCAGGUAGCAGCGACAGUGAGGAACUGGAUAGUGAGCUUGAGUUGACUUUUUCGGGUAACGAGCCAUCUAACCUGGCGUUGUUAAAAAUCUCAGGACUGUCCCUGUCCAUGGCUUCACUUUACUCAGCUGCAGACUUGCAGAAGAGAGGAAAGUCUCCAGAGCCUACAGGAUUAGACCAACAAGGCUCAACAGAAAAAUCCAAUUUCUCAGCUGAAGCCAUUGCAUUAUCACUGUUGAGCCAGUUCUCUGAGAAGCGACUUCCUAAGGCUUCAGAACUGGAUUGGCUGGUGUCAGAAAAAGAUGUACCACAGGCACUACUGCCCUUACCUAACUCUUAUCCCAUCUCACCAGAUGACGGGGAGAAUGCUGACCUCAUGCAGACAGCUUACCAGACAAAACUUCGAGGUAAUUUGGAGUGGGCCCCACCACGAGCUCAAAUCAUCUUUACGGUCCAUUCCCAGGAAAAACGAAGUGUUGUGCUAAGUCGACAGAACAUGAGGUGUGCAGGGUGCGGUGCUAAAACAGAACCAGGUUUUGUCAAAAGAUUACGGUACUGCGAGUAUAUGGGGAAGUACUUUUGCCAGUGUUGUCAUAGCAACAGCAUGGAGGUGAUACCAGGCCGUAUCAUCAUGCGAUGGGAUUUUACACAGUACUAUGUCUCAAAUUUUGCUCGAGAUGUGUUACAAAAAAUUCACCAGCAACCUCUUUUUCACGUGGAAGCAAUCAAUCCAGCUUUGUAUCGGAAAGUUCGUUUGCUAGACACUGUCCGUGACCUGCGUCGACAGUUGGGUCAUCUGAUUGUAUUUCUCAACAUCUGCAGGCGAAGCACAAAGCUUUUGGAAGAGAUGACAUCACUUCGCAGACAUUGGGCAGAGGAUGACGACAUUUACUCUGUAGAAGAUUUUCUCAUGGUUCGCAGUGGAGAGAUGGUGGCACAGCUUAAGCAGUUUGUGUCAGAAGCAAUCAGCCAUGUGGAAGGGUGUCAGCUUUGUCAAGGUUUGGGCUUCAUCUGUGAGUUGUGUCAGGAUCAAGGAGUAAUCUUUCCCUUCCAGCUAGGCCGAGUCACCUUGUGUCCAGUUUGUCAAGCAUGCUUCCAUCGAUCCUGUUUCAUACCUGGCAAGUGUCCAAAAUGCAGCCGGAUGGAGAUAAGGAGAAAACGGCAGACUCAGAUUUCCCCCAGCACAGAAACUCCCCCUUCAGAACACAGCAACAUCAAGGAACAGAAGGAGGAGGUUGCAGCAUCAUCUUGACGAAAGCUGAAGCACUUGACAAGACACAAAACUUGUUUUGGACAGCGACUAGUUUCUGCUUUAAGAAACGCAAAGUGUCGGCCUGUUUUAUACAUAAUGGCAAAAUCAUAAGUCUUUGUUAGUUGCAGGUAUAGUAUUCAAAUGACAAGAACUUAAAGACAAUCUGUUUGUUAUGAAUACCUCUCCUCAGCUUUGAACUGUCAUACUGUACAAAUUAAAAAUGAGUUGCUUGUAGACAUGCCAUCAAUACCUAACAAUGUUGGUGUUGAAAUAUUACUGAAAUCUCAAGCAGUAUCCUAAUAAUUGUCUUCUGUGGAGAAAGAGUUCUACAACAACAAAUUCAGCGGCAUUUUAGGAUUGUAAGUCUAGCAGUGAGGCUCUAAGUAUUCCUGAUUAGGAAAAAAAGUCUGUCACCUAUUGCAAAAUUAUUGUUAGAAGUAUACAACUUGUUUGUUUCUAUUUUUUUAAGCGCUAUUGCUUUCUAGAGCAACAUCUAGUGCAUAAUACAGUUGGUUGGCUUAGAUGCUACUAGGGUCGCAAUAUUUUGAUCAUAAACACUGUUUGAAUCUGUCCCAUUUUGGCAUGCCCUGAAGAAUUUUUGUCUUUGACAUUGUUCAUUGUCAGAUUGAAUCUGGUGAAUGUGUGCAAAUAAUCUUGCAUACAGCACUAGAGAGAUCCAUGCAGUUUUCAUCCUAUUCUGCUGGGGCUACCUGUACUGUUUGAGUGGAGCAGCUGUAGUAUACCUUUUAGUAGGCUGCUUGCAAGAAUUUGAAUGAAUAAUAUUUAUGGUGUCGUGAACAAAUAUAACUUUUCCUUACCACAUCUUCAUUUACGGCUGGCUGCUUUGCCCUCACAAAGUCUUGCUGGUCAAAUAUCAAAACUCCACCCUUCUUCCUUAACAAAAUAAAGAAUCCAGUGUUAUCAGUCCCUAUUUAUCAGAUGGUCCUUUUUUAUUUUUUGAAAUUUGUUCACCAUGGUGGAUCUUAAGAAACUACUUAAAUGCUGUUUAUUUUGCCAUUUGUGACUGGGGGAACAACUGGAAAUUUUGAAGUAAAAGGUGACAAAAAUACCCUUUCUGCUCAAAUCCUAAGGUGUGAAGAACAUUUCAUCCUGUUUUACAUGCUAAUCAAAAUCUUGGGUUACGAUGCCAAGAUUUGUUUGCUUGUUAUUUAUUGGAAUCUAUUCCAAGUCAAAAGGAAUGCUCACGGAACCCACAAAUGUGCAUAUUGGGUUGUGGACUUCUAAGACAGUCAUGUGGAUUUUGGAGUCAAGCUCCUAGAAUUUGUGCAUUUCCUCCAGACUUGUGAAAAACUGUUCAUUUGAGAAAUCACUUAAGUUCUUUCAUUGCGAUGGAUAUGUGAAUUUGCUGUCCAAUACCACUGCAUAAAGAUACAUUUUAAAGGAGGAAAAAGUAUCUUCUGAACUAUAUGCAUGCUGCUUUAUGCCUGAAAUGUGACAGUUUUGGUUAAGAUUAUAGUAGGUCAUGAGUCUUAAACCCUGUCUCUUCGAAGCUUUUUACUUUCUAAAUAAAUGGGUCUGCCAUAAAGAUAGUUUGUGAAAUUCUGAAAUGAAACUUUUAAAAAAAGGUCUUUUUGUUUUUGUGAAAGUUCUUAAUUGGAAGAAAAUAUUUUUUAAAGUUUUUAAAUGCGAAAGAAAAGAAAUUUCUUGAAUUAAGGGCACUAAAAGUUUUGCCAGUGUAUAAAAUGUAUCAUGCUAUAUAGAAAGCUUGUGAGAUUGAAUUCGCUGUCUCAUGAGGACAUGGCUGUGUUGUAAGAAGUCUCCAAUAUUUGGAACUCAGUUGCAAGGGGAGGAGGAUUGAGAUUUGUGAUGUUCUGGGACCAAACUUGUUUACCUCCAAAACUGUGAUACAGUGGUGUGUAUACGUGUUUCUUUGCAUUCAGGUAUGUGUGUACAAAUAUGGACGUGCAAGUGUAUGUUCUUUGUGUGAAAACUUUCUUUUCUGCAUGACUGUUUGCAGACAUCAUAUAUACCAUCGUUAGAUGUCAAAACUAAUUGGCAAAAAUCAUCUGCUGUGUACUAAACAAAACAAAAAUCUGUACAAAUAACACUGUGGCAUUUACAUAGUUAAGGUUAUUUAUCCUAAAAAUAAGAAGAAAUUCUGAUGUUUAUGCUUUUAAAUUAUUUAAUGGGAGGAUACAAGACCUUGAUAGUUGUCCAGUGAAGAGACCAAAAAAAAAUGUCUUGGCUGCCACUUUGUGUAGAUACUUCUGCACUGGAAUAUAUUGCACAAAUUCAAGACAUUUGCCUAAGUUUUAAGUGAUCCUUUGUUCAUGUUUGAAUGUACUUUCAAGUUUGCUGUAACUCUGGUGCAUUGUGAAUGAUUGUUUGGGGUUGGGAUGUGGUAAGAAUGUUUUGAGAAAUGGGGUUAGUAUGCAUAGGAACAGAUUUGUGAGCUGUGUGAUAUUUUAAAAAAAUCCUAUCUGUCCACAUAAAUGCUCCUGGAUGGUUCUUUUAUACAGACAAAAUGCUUAAAUAAAUAUUGCAAGUUUUCUGGCAAA
Pomacea canaliculata is the source of this 5559-nucleotide messenger RNA. RefSeq names its product run domain Beclin-1-interacting and cysteine-rich domain-containing protein-like. Gene Ontology annotation, cellular component: intracellular membrane-bounded organelle. Gene Ontology annotation, molecular function: phosphatidylinositol phosphate binding. The transcript is spliced from 23 exons. Lineage: Eukaryota; Metazoa; Mollusca; Gastropoda; Architaenioglossa; Ampullariidae. The coding region runs from base 14 to 3040 and encodes 1008 amino acids. The record is from RefSeq and is a predicted model, not a curated record.